AUGGACGAGGAGACGGGGCUGCGCGAGCCCCUGUUGGCGGACGAGGGCGGAUCCGAGCGGCACGAUGAGGUGGAGCGGCGCGUGGGCUUCGCCUCGCGCGACAACCUCGUGGAGAUGUCUGAUGAAGCGGCGGGCGAGGAGAGCGGGGGCUUUCCGGUGGCCUCGAGUAGCGAUGAAGACGACGAGGACGCGACCCCGCCGGCGGAGACGUUCACGUGGCGCGGGGAGCUCGCGGCGAUUUGGGCUCUGGGAUGGCCCAUGGGCAUCUCUUACGCGUGUCGAAUGGGCAUGGCCUCGACGGACAGCGUCAUGGUGGGGCACCUCAAAGAUGGAGGGCACGACCCGGGGACGUACUUGGCCGCAUCCGCCCUCAGCGACAUGGUCACCACGCUUCUCGUCGUCCCGCCGCUGGCGUUCAACCAGGUGCUCAACGCGUUGUGCGGUCAGGCCGUGGGCAGCGGCAGGAAGAAGAUGGCCGGGGUCUGGCUGCAGCAGUCGUGCUUCUGGCUCGCCCUCGGGAUGCUCCCGUUUCUGACGGGGUUCUUCUUCGUGGACAAGAUCUUGCACGCGCUCGGCUUCGACCCGGUCAUCUGCGAGCUCGCGGGUUCCUACGCGCGAUGGAACGUCUUCUGGCCCAUCCCAAACGGGUGGUACCAGUGCAUGCGCUUCUACUUCCAGGCGGUGGGCAAGCCGCGGCCCGCGAUGUACAACUCCGUUUUCUUCCUCUUCGUCAAUGCGCUGCUCAACUGGUUCUUCGUCUUUGGCGGACCGCUUCGCCACGCGAGGGUGUGCGGGUGGGACUGGCGCGACCCGGACAGGUGCGUCGAGGGCUGGCGCGGCUUCGGCUUCAUCGGCGCGGCGAUCUCGCUGAGCUUCAGCCGGUGCCUCCAGCCCCUCGCGUACUGGCUGUACAUGUUCGUGUGGCGAAAGGAGCACCUGGAUUUUUGGCCGGGUUGGAAGCGAUCGGAACACACGAAGGCGAGGACGCUCGAGUUUCUCAAGCAGGGUCUGCCCCUGGUGGGCACCCUGGUGUUCGGCGCGGUGGUGGGACAGGCGACGACGCUGCUGGUGAGCAGGCUCGGCACCGACGCCGUCGCGGCGACGACGUCGGUGAGCACCGCCACCGUCGUGUGGGCGGGUGCGGUCAACGCGAUGUUCUCGAUGGUCAUCGCCGUCCGCGUGGGGUACCACCUCGGCAGAGGCGACGGCGCCGCGGCGAGGGACUCCUUCUGGGUCAGCACCGCGCUGGUGUUCGGGUUGCUCGCGUGUGUCGCGGCGUGCGUGUUGCCGUUCACGUCCGAGACGGUGGGGUUGACAACCUCCGACGGAACCGUGGUGAAGAACGCGGCGAGGGUGCUGCCGGCGGCGCUCGCCGCGACGAUCCUCGGCGUGCUCAACUCGCUGUGCACCGGGGGCGUGUUCAGCGGCCAAGGGCGGCAGAUGCUCGUCACGUUCCUCUCCUUCGCGGUGGAUAUACCGCUUUCCAUAGGCGGCGUCGCGGUGGUUGUGCUGUGCGUGAGGGGAGCGACGCUGGAGGAUGUGUACUUGUACCAGGUGGCGGCGGCGUUGGUCGAGCUGAUGAUCGCGUACGCCUUCAUAUUCAAGUCGGACUGGCGCAGGCUCUCGGAGGAGGCGCUCGCCAGACAGAGGGCGAGAUGAUGCGUAGUCUACGUUCGCGGCGUGUUCAUAAACGAUGCGUUGAAAUGUGAUGAUACUGCGAUAGCC
Messenger RNA from Micromonas commoda, 1725 nucleotides. RefSeq names its product Multidrug/Oligosaccharidyl-lipid/Polysaccharide flippase. Gene Ontology annotation, biological process: transmembrane transport. Lineage: Eukaryota; Viridiplantae; Chlorophyta; Mamiellophyceae; Mamiellales; Mamiellaceae. The record is from RefSeq and is a predicted model, not a curated record. The coding region runs from base 1 to 1659 and encodes 552 amino acids. Gene Ontology annotation, molecular function: antiporter activity; xenobiotic transmembrane transporter activity. Gene Ontology annotation, cellular component: membrane. The transcript has a single exon.